Messenger RNA from Kazachstania africana CBS 2517, 1842 nucleotides. It is a transcript of the gene GMC1, whose product is annotated as putative oxidoreductase. Gene Ontology annotation, molecular function: copper ion binding; ferroxidase activity. The transcript has a single exon. The coding region runs from base 1 to 1842 and encodes 613 amino acids. Gene Ontology annotation, cellular component: high-affinity iron permease complex. Gene Ontology annotation, biological process: reductive iron assimilation; cellular response to iron ion starvation. The record is from RefSeq and is a predicted model, not a curated record. Lineage: Eukaryota; Fungi; Ascomycota; Saccharomycetes; Saccharomycetales; Saccharomycetaceae.
AUGGUUGGAUAUCUAAGAAGGCGCAACGACUUCUUCUUGAUAGGUUUUUUAACUACAAUGUUCUCUUUCCUAGUUUCUUCAGCUUUCUCUAGGUCAGAACUUAUUGAGUUCGAAGUAACUAGUACUGUCAGUAAAUUUGGGAGGAGAAUAAUCUCCAUUAAUGACCAUUUAGAAAUGUAUGGACCUACAAUCACCGUUUCCUCAGGCGACACAAUCAAUUUAUCAGUUCAUAAUUUCAUCUGUUCUGCCGAUGAAGUAGCUGAAAUGGAAAAUGAUAUAUUUUUAAAGGAAUACUGCGUUACAGGGUUACACUUUCACGGGCUAGUUCCAAUAGAAAACAAGAAUGAUGGAAUUCCUUUCGUCACUCAACCGCCAAUAGGACCCGACGAAACAUUCUGGUAUAAUUUCACUAUUCCUCUAGGUGUGUGUGGAACAUUUUGGUACCAUUCACAUAGUACUAUACAAUAUGGUGACGGAUUUAGAGGCGCUUUUAUUGUGAAAUGCAAAUUGUUUGAAGAUGUGUCACACCAAACAAUGCUUUCUUUGGAAAGUAAAAAUAAUAUUUCUUCUGGAACCCUCUUAGAACUACAUCCUCUCUAUAGAAAACUAUCAAAUUCUGAAAUAUUGGAACAUAUUAUUACAUUGAGUGAUUAUUAUAACGAUUGGAAUUUGCAAAUAAUGCGCACCAAAAUUAUGGCAAAAGGGAGAGGCACUACUGAUCCCAGCAUUGAUGACUCACUGAUAAAUGGUAGCCAAGAAGAAAAUAUAAUGACGAAAAUUGAUAAAAAAGUAAAAUUUCUAAUAUUAAGAGUAAUUAAUACUGGAAUGUCUGGCACACAAGUCUUGCAUAUGGAAAAUCAUACUAUGACCGUCAUAGAAACAGACGGUGUUAUCAUCAAACCUUAUAUACUGGAUACUUUAACAAUAGCAGUGGGACAGAGGUAUACUAUAAUAAUUCGGCUGAAUGAGCGCCAAGAACAGUACAGAUUGAUAAGUGGAUGCAAUAAAAUGAUGGGAUAUAUAACCAAGAACUAUUACUUUACACGAAAAUAUCAUAGAGGUAAAUCGUCAAAUGUGGGUGAUAAAGAUAUUAUAAAUAUUAAAGAACUACCAAACUUUAGUAGAAACGAAUUGUUGCAUGAAUUUAUACCUCUGCAUAAUGAAAUGUUCAAACUGGAUGAAAAAACAAUAAAAUCCUCCCUACUGAAGGAACCCUCAAAGACUACCUACCUUGCUUAUAAAUAUCGUCUUGAUCCGAUAAUAUUAAAAAAGUAUGGGACUGGCAUGUAUAUGGUAAAUGAUAAAACGUUCGACGAAUACCUUAAUGAUCCUAUAAAGCUUGCUAUUGAUCCAGAAACAAGCCAUGAUAUUGUUAUAAACUCAAUUGAUCACAUGCGUCAUCCUUGGCACUUACACGGACAUCACUUUCAACUUGUUUCCAUAGGAGCUGGUGGUGAAGGUUCAUUAAACAAAGACCAAAAAAAUAGUGCAGCUUGGGAAAAAUAUGAUAGCGACAUAAAUUUCUGGAAUGAUACUAAGCAAACACCGACAAUAAGAGACAGUAUCAACAUUCCUGGGAAUUCAUUUGCUGUACUUAGGAUACUACCUCAAGUGCAAGGGUGCUGGGUCCUUCAUUGCCACGUCGAAUGGCACAUGAUGAAAGGAUUAGGUGUUAUGUUCAACAUGACUCAGACUAAUACCCUUGAUAAUGCUAACCCCAUGCAGACUACUUCUGCGAUAAACAAGAACACAUUUCUGACGAAACUGGUCGCUAUAACUGUGUAUACUGUAUCAAUAUCUUCCUUCCUGAUAAUGGCAUACUGGCGACUCGUGCAACAAUAA